Messenger RNA from Electrophorus electricus (electric eel), 3500 nucleotides. It is a transcript of the gene taok3b, whose product is annotated as TAO kinase 3b. Lineage: Eukaryota; Metazoa; Chordata; Actinopteri; Gymnotiformes; Gymnotidae. Gene Ontology annotation, biological process: regulation of cytoskeleton organization; protein phosphorylation. Gene Ontology annotation, molecular function: protein serine/threonine kinase activity. The record is from RefSeq and is a predicted model, not a curated record. Gene Ontology annotation, cellular component: cytoplasm.
UCUACGUAGCCUGCGCGUACAUCUACUCUCAGCCUGCCUGCUAUAGGUGUUGCAUAAUUCACCCUUUCCCACCGGAUCCGUUUGCUUCCUCCGCCUCCUUGUCAGGAAGUGCUGCCGCUAGUGGAGUAGCUCUGCUGUCUCCCCCGUCGCUGUCUGCGCGACGUGCACCGCGAUGCCGUGCUUGCUUCUCGUCGGGACGCCGUAACAGACGACGCCGGACCGGGGGGGAAAGGAUGCGCGCGGACUAUGCCUCAUGCGGGACGCAGAGAGACGCAUCGGCGGCGGCAUCCUCCUCAGCAGCGGGGCGCGCGGCUAGCGCCCACCCCCACUCGCUCGUGCUUUUCCUCCCCCCCCUGCUGAAAGCAUGCCUGCGUGAGGGAUGAGGCUGGGGACAGGGACACCAGGCCAUAGCUGCGGCCUACUUCUUAUCACAAGAGCAGGGCUCGCCACCGCAAGAGCAGCAGCAUACGCCAGCGCUUUGCCACCAUCACACCAGCGUCUUUGGUCAGCGAGGAGAUCGAGGAGCAUGAGCAGGGCUCUGAGUGGCGAGAGCAGAUGUCAGGCUACAAGCGCAUGCGGCGGCAGCACCAGAAGCAGCUGAUUGCCCUGGAGAACAGGCUCAAGGCCGAGAUGGACGAGCACAAGCUCCGCCUCCAGAAGGAGGCGGAGACGCAGGCCAGCAACACCUACAUUGAGCUGGAGCGCCUAGCCAAGAAACAGGCCGCUCAGAUGGAGAAGGAGUUGAAGGCGUGGGCCGUGGAGGAGAAGCGGAUUCAGCAGCAGAUCCUGGUCCAGCAGAAGAAGGAGCUGACCACCUUCUUGGAGACACAAAAGAAGCAGUACCGGCUGUGCAGGGAGCGAAUGAAGGAGGAAAUGAACGAGGACCCCAGCACACCGAAGGAGGAGAAACAGGAGCGCCUGUCGCGCCAGAAGGAGACGGUGCAGCGCUCGCAGGCUCAGGAGGAGGCUCAGUUCCUCCACCAGCAGAGGCUUGUCUAUGACAGGAGCUGCCGCGCCCUGAAGAGGCGAAGUCUCAUCAAAAAGCACGAGCUCGAGCAGGAGCAGAUCCGGGAGGAGCUGAACAAGAAGAAGAGCCAGAAGGAGAUGGAGCAGGCAUUGAUGAUCCGGCAUGACGGGUCCACGCAGGACCUGGAACGCCGCCACCUGGACAGCCUGCAGAGACUGCGCAUGGAGCUCAUCCGCCUGCAGCACCAGACUGAGCUGGAGAACCAGGAGGAGUACAACCACCGCCGGCAGAGGGAGCUGCAUCGUAAACAUGCCCUGGAACAGCGACAGCAGCCUCGCAACCUCAAGGCGUUGGAGAUGCAAAUCAAAAAACAGUUCCAGGACACUUGCAAGGUUCAGAACAAACAGUACAAAGCCCUGAGGAACCACCAGCUGGAGGUCUCACCCAAGAGUGACCACAAAUCCCUGCUUAAAUCUCUGAAAGAGGAGCAGACUCGCAAAUUGGCUACGCUGGCCACUCAGUAUGAGCAGAGCAUCAGUGAAAUGAUGGCCUCUCAAUCGCUCCGGCUGGACAGUGAGCAGGAAGCUGAGUGCCAGGCCCUACAGCGGCAGCUGCAGCAGGAGAUGGAGCUCCUGGAUGCCUACCAAAGCAAAACGAAGGCCCAGGCCGAAGCCCAGCAUGAGCGCGAGGUGCAGAAGCUGGAGCAGAAGGCGUCCUUGCGCAGAGCUCACCUGGAACAAAAAAUUGAAGAGGAGCUGGCUUCACUUCAGAAAGAACGGACGGAAAAAAUCAAGCAUUUAUUUGAGCGCCAAGAGCGAGAGUUGGAAACGUUCGAUAUGGAGAGCGCACGACUAGGAUUCGGGAGCUUGGCCUCUUUCGACUUUCCCAAGGAGGACGACAGAUGAUGGAGCCCAGGGUUUGGAGAGCAUGCUAUGCUGACAGCUGUGGGCCUAGCAUGCCUGAACUAACCCUGACUGCUGGAUUUUACUAAGACCACCUUUUACAGCGACCAUGUGGGACCACUCUUUUGAAAUAUCUAAAUCAGUUCUGGGGGAGUUCUCUGACAUCAUUAGAGAAGGAACAGGCACCCAGCACAGAUGACUUCAUCGGAGCUCCAAAAACAGAAGGGAUAAAUGUAGAAGAGCUGAUAUUGUUUCUCCAUGCCGUCGACCCACGUUUGGUAUCAGUAAUUCAGGAUAUUUUAGUACAAGUAAAAGCACUUUGAUACGUUUAAGUAUGAACCAACAUGUAAAGGGAACGCGUUGUGCGGAAUUGCCUUUGGGGUUAUCAAAGGACACUGCGACUGUAGAAUGUGUCCUCUGUCUUCACCGUGGCUAUUAGCUGUUUCGUCUUUGUUCAUCACAGCGAAUGUGAAUACUGCUGGCAAAAGCUGUAAGCAAAGGCAGGUUUUGAAACAGUGGCUGAUUUUAAAAUAUAGUAAAUAUAUUGAGAGCAUUCAAUAACUCUCAUAUUGUGGUAGAACACAUGCCUCUUUUUGAAAAGUACAAAAAACAACAUCAUUUAUUCAUUGUUCAGUAUCCUAAAUGAAUUGGCAUUAGUUUUUAUCAGGGUGUGAAUUUAAUACAACAAAUCAGUUCUGUCAGACUCCUUCCUGGUAUUAAUGCAUGCACUUUAAAAGAUGAAUUCAGGUUGUGAAGUGGCGCAUGGAUCUGUCAGAGAGUUUAGCUGUCUGUAAAUAAAAAGUCCAUAGCAGUUCUGUUUUCUUGGCUAUUGAUACUGAACAUAAGCUUUAUCUUUGAUAUGAAAAAUUGCCAAAUUGCCAAAUGCCUUCGAGUUGAUGAACAUUUUAUUUCUCUUUAUUUUACCCAGGCGACAUUGUUGUUUGUUGAAUUGUGAUUCAGUGUGGAGUUUUCACUGCUCUUGUACAGGGAAAAUGGUGCAAUUUGUGUUGUAAAAACUUUAUAUCAAUAUUUGUAUAUGAUUAUCUAAAUAGGGGUUUACAUAUGUAUUGAUUAGUCAACUGGAAUAUAGGGAAAACCUACACAGUGGAGGCACAAGAAGGCAAACUAUUUUUGUAAGCAACAGAACAAACAAAGAAUUGCCAGUUUCACUAAUGUGACACGUAGUUUGUUUGGGUGGAGCUAUGAUUCGCUAUCUGGCAUGCCUCUAACUGGCAUUUGAGUGAAGAACAUCUAAAAAUAAUAAUAAUAACAAUAAUGAUGAUAUAGGCAUUUGACUAAAUCAUAGUCUUUAAGAAUGGAUUGUGUAGGGCCAGGAAAAUUACUUUCUUUUUAAGCCCUAAAAAGAUUCAUAUCUUUUUUAAACUCACUUGCAUCACACUAUGCACACUUAGCACAUGACAUGUUGUGUAACUCGAACCAAGGGACACCAUUUAGUCUAAAAUUUAUAACGCCAACCAAGGGACACCAUUUAGUCUAAUAUUUUGUGACUGUCAUUACUGGCCGCUUUUCAGACAAAGCCAUUGUUGAAACUGCCAUUGCACAAGUGAACUGAUGUUUUAACAAAUAAACUUAAUGAAGUUUUUGUUGGCUAAUGAUAUGUGGUAGGUAUG